Peniophora sp. CBMAI 1063 is the source of this 1731-nucleotide messenger RNA. The record is from the annotation of a GenBank genome assembly. NCBI's taxonomy places the organism in Eukaryota, Fungi, Basidiomycota, Agaricomycetes, Russulales, Peniophoraceae.
AUGGAGAGGAGCACGGCAGCACAACGAGUUCUAGCGAUACCUGAACUCCUUGACAUCAUCCUAUCACACGGAAAUCGAGGGUUGCACGCGAGAUGUGCGCGCGUCAACAGACAGUGGUCGACGGUGGCGUUGAGCUUGCUAUACCGAGAAGUCGACGGGCUAUUGCACAUUCUCCGUAUACUAUGUCCUAUGAAGAAGUCCGAUGCGCUGAGGCCUUACCCCGAAUGGGAGUUCGUGCAUCCACCCACUGCCACCCAGUGGACGCACUUCUACAAAUACGCCACAUUUGUGCGCACUCUAUCAUACGCCGCAAAACAUCACGAACGCGUCGCGGACAGCGCGUUCACCGAUCUCGCCGUGACGCGCACCGCGCAUCGGAUUUUCCCCAAAUUGCGCGCUUUGCAUUGGAAUCCCCGCGGGCCGUUGAUGAAGCUGGGACAAGAAGUGUGCUUUAUGCACGAGGGAGUGCGUGACUUGCGCGUGGAGAUGUACCCGGAGCCCAGUUUUGAGGACUUGGCGUUGUUCGCGACGAACGUCAAGGAGCGUACACCGGAGUUGACGCAUCUAUGCUUGCAACCGUGCAUGGAAGUAGGGAGUUAUGAUCCGUUGUCGGAGAUGAUACUCUCGCUCAAAUCUCUGACGACAAUCACGCUCUCCCGGUGGCUCCUGUCCUAUACAACGCUGCUCAACCUGAGCACGCUACCGGCGCUAGAAUGCGUCCAGUUUUUACCGGAUGGCGACGCCCCGUACUCGUGGGCUGCAAAUCGAGAUCCAGACUCUGUCUUCGAACCGCCAAUGCCGGCCGAGGCAUUUCCUUCCCUACGCGAUCUCAGUCUAUGUUGUGCCGUUUCUAUGGCGCAGACUCUUCUGUGCGACUCGCCCAAGACCGCUUUUGCACAUCUUACACAACUCUACGUGCAUAGCAUCUUCGUUGAAGAUCCCGAGGUGGUGCAAUCACUCCUUACAAACAUCGCGGAGCGCUUUCCAUCGUUAGACGCAUUGGCGCUUGACAUCGUGGUCGAUGUCAUGACUGCUCAGUCAGAGACGAUCGAGCCGCUAACCUUCGAAAACCUACGACCACUCUUAUCCCUCUCUCACCUGGAGCAACUCGAGAUACGACACAACCUACCCCUCAUAUACACCGCAUCUGAUCUGGUCGAACUCGGCACUGCUCUGCCGAACUUAUUCUGCCUAGUUCUGAACUGCGAACCCCUGUGUAUCGACCUGCCAACCACGACACUCGACCUCUUGCCGACAAUAGCGGAACACUUUCCCAAGCUACGGGUGCUUGGCCUAUGCGUCGACGCGGAAGUCCUCGUGCAAAACUUGCGUACUCCCGCGCCGAGUAGCAGACCGCGCUUUCAAGCACUCGAGGUCGUCAACUUCGGGACAUCGCCGAUAUCAGAAGACAUUCGCUCGGUGCAACUCUACCUAUCUUACCUAUUCGCAAGCUGUCCGAAGACGCCUGUGAUACAAUCAGGGUUCACCUGGGAUGACGAACUAUGGAUCCACGACGAUGAGCUCCUGAAUUCUGUCGCGGCGUACUGCCAUUCAUGGAAAGAAGUCGCGAUGUCGUUGCAGCUGCUCGUCGAGUUGCGUAAGGAGGAGGGCGGUAUAAGGCAGCAGCUCGUAAAGGAGGUCGAGGAUCUGAGAAUGCGAAACGACGUGCUUGCUACCCGGACAAAGGAGGUUGUGGCAGCUGAUAGUGGACGCCCCUGUACGAUCAUGUAG